Molecule: messenger RNA, 2948 nt
Organism: Bombina bombina (fire-bellied toad)
Lineage: Eukaryota; Metazoa; Chordata; Amphibia; Anura; Bombinatoridae
Gene: CBX6
Product: chromobox 6
Exons: 5
Coding region: 66-1157 (363 amino acids)
Source: RefSeq, a predicted model, not a curated record
CAGUGCGGCCGGCGGUGACAGCGGCUGUGGGAGGAGUUGUCUGUCUUGGCCGCGCUACCGAAAACAUGGAGCUGUCUGCAGUCGGGGAGCGGGUCUUCGCCGCUGAGUCCAUCAUUAAGCGGCGUAUCCGCAAGGGUCGCAUUGAAUACCUAGUGAAAUGGAAAGGCUGGGCUAUAAAAUACAGCACAUGGGAACCAGAGGUGAACAUUUUGGAUUCCCGACUAAUAGUAGCUUUUGAGCAGAAAGAGAGGGAGCAAGAAAUUUAUGGUCCAAAGAAACGUGGCCCUAAACCAAAAACAUUUCUUCUGAAGGCAAGAGCCCAGGCCGAAGCCCUGCACAUGCCAGAUGUCCACUUUGCUGUCAAACCAGGCUCCAGUGUUUCCCCAAAGCUGCACUCUAGUGCUGCGGUUCAUCGCUUGAAGAAGGACAUCCGUCGAUGUCACAGCAUGUCCAGGCGCCCUCUUCCCCGUCCUGAUCCGACCGCACCCUCUGGAGGAGGUUCUGGCCUGCGCCCUCCAGUUUCACCCUUCUCUGAGACUGUGCGCAUUAUUAACCGAAAGGCUAAACCUCGUGAACCGAAAAGGAACCGCAUAAUUCUUAACCUUAAGGUGAUCGAGAAAGCUGGGAAACCACCUCUUGGCCGUCCAAAAAUUCCUUCUCGAAACAGAGUGAUUGGAAAGAGCAAGAAGUAUAGUGAAAGCAUUCUGCGCACUCAGCUCCACCACCUGAAAUAUGGGGCUUUUUCUAUGUACAACAAACCUGCACUCCGGGGUCCUGAUGUUGCUAAGGCUGAGAGGGAAGUUUCAAACCAAGCCCUGGCUGAUGAUAGCUCCAGUACCUCAGGCUGUCCAUCUCCAGCUCCUUCUGAUGAUCGUCCCCCCAAGCUUAUGCCUGAAACCCUGAGUCCUGCUGUUCCUGAUUGGAGAGAGUCUGAAGCUUUGGAUCUCUCAAUCCCACCAGAGUCCUCUGCCAGCAAGCGGGGGCAGGGGGAACCUGAAGAGUCCGACCCAGAGGAGGAGGCUGGGGAUUGGCGCCCGGACAUGUCACCAUGCUCCAAUGUGGUGGUGACAGAUGUUACUAGCAAUCUGCUGACCGUCACCAUUAAGGAAUUCUGCAAUGCGCAAGACUUCGAGAAAGUGGCUGCUGCCAGCAAAUAGUGAGCAGAAGGUGACGUGUCAAUGGGAGGAGAGCAGUGAGGAAGGGGUCCAAGGGUUAAAGAUUCAUUCACUCUAGCCAACAGAGUCUGCACAUCGCCUGUUCCACUUUCCAGACCUUGUAGCCCAUAUUUGAUAAGCGGUGCUAUUCUAGACACUUUACAUCACUUUCACUUGAAUUGACUAGUUGUUUCUAGGACCAUUAUCUGUUUUCUGUAAUCUCUUGAGAAAUGUUCAUUGACAUCCUGUAAGAACAGUCUGCACCCCUCAUAGUAAUCUUUUUGUUAUGUGGUUGAAAGCCUCAACUUUUAUUUGAUCUAAGGCUUUUUUUACCCUUUGUUGCGGUGCAUAAAUACUUACGUAUUUAGCUUAAUUCUAACCACUUCCUUCAACCCCACCGCAUGUGUUUUUCCCCUCUUUAAAUAUGUAUAAAUACAUAGAGCUUGAGGGAAAAUGUAUUUCCUUUUUAAAUGACCAUAGUUUUCCUGUUACAUUUCUAAUAUAUUUGCAUACAAAAGAAAAAAAAUAUGUAAAAAGCUCUUGCAAGAGACAAAACUAAUUCCUAUAAAAUAAUCUAAACCCUGUAAAAUCUAGUACAGACACGUGUGCACAUGUACUUACAUAUGCACUGGUGUGCAUGUUAAUAAUAGAUUUGUAGUAAUACCUUUAUAAUGUAAUCUAACCUUAAAUAACUUGCACUAUUAAUAGCUAUACAUACAGCAUAGAGAAACUAAUCAGGCAAAUUUAGAACAUUUAAAAACAAAGUUGCAGAUCAAAUAAUUUCUGAGGUUUUACAACCAGCAGGAGAAUAGGGCAAAUUAGGAAUACAAACUGCUCUGGUGUGUAGUCCUAUCUGCUAUUGGUCUACGUGUUUAUUCUUUAGCUACUAUGGAUUUUUUUUUAUGCUGCCAUCUUACAUGUACUUUCAACAAUUGCUGAUAUUUAUGAUACAGUAUUAAUCCUUAGCAAAAGUAUGGAAAGUUUCAGAAUUGUAGAAUGAUGGCAUUUCAUACACUUUGGUUUUAUUUAUAUAUAAAAUAUACACAUAUACACACACAUGUAUUAGGGCUGUGCAAUAUGGGGGAACAAACGUCACAAUUUUUUAAUUAAAUAUUGAGGUUUUAAUUGAUUUUAUUAAAAUAUUCUUUUGAAUACAAUUUGCCCUGCAGACUGAAUAGGCCAGAGAAAAGAGCCUGGCCAGUCUGCCAUCUUCCAUGUCUGUGCACAGCUUAGGACUGAAGCAAGAAACCAUGAGGCAAGUAAAAUGACAGCGGUAGCAUCAUGUGCUGUGACACUGAUGUGACGCUUCCUGGUCCGCCCCCAAUGGAGGAGUGAUUAGUGCUGCUACUGGGCUGGACUGGAGCGUUGGUGUGACUGACGUGACAUGUUAAGGAAGCUGUUUCAGAUUUCUUUUUAUAUAAAAAUGCAGCCUUGUGUGAUUUAGGUAUUGCAUAGCCUUGUCAUGAUUAAUUGCACAACCCUAAUAUGUAUUUUUGUGUGUUCUUGUAGACACCAAGCCUAUCUGGUGCUACAAAAUUAGAAAUCUUAAUAUAAGGUGACUACAUCUUUUUUUAACUAUUUAGCAUACAGCUAAGCGAAGGCCUGUGAUAAGCUGCUGCUGUUUAUCUCAGGCCACAUAUGUUACAGAAAUCACUGGUGCUAACACCUAUUUAUGUCCUAAAUUUCAAAAAGGGUCUGUUAUAAAAUUGAAGCUACAACAGAAACCUGUUUUAAUAUGUGCAUUUUAUUACUUUGCAUAAAGCCACAGACAGACUGACACAAAUUGCCUUGCAA